This is a messenger RNA of Dromiciops gliroides (monito del monte), 600 nucleotides long. RefSeq names its product securin-like. The record is from RefSeq and is a predicted model, not a curated record. NCBI's taxonomy places the organism in Eukaryota, Metazoa, Chordata, Mammalia, Microbiotheria, Microbiotheriidae. Gene Ontology annotation, biological process: chromosome organization. Gene Ontology annotation, cellular component: nucleus; cytoplasm.
AUGGCAACACCAAUCUAUGUUGAUAAGGAGAAUGGAGAACCAGGUUCUCACAUAGCACCUAAGGACAGGCUGAAGUGCACCACAGCAUUAUCUGGAAGAGCUCAACUUUCAACUCCCAAGGCUGGCAAAGUGUUUGCUGCAGCUCCAGUUUUAUCCAAAUCUGUUAGAAAAGCUUUGGGGCCUGUCAACAGGACAACCAAAAAGGAAAACUUGGAGGGAAAGAGAAAAGAACCCCUCAAACAGAAAGGGCAAAACUACACUGCCAAAAAGAUGACUGAAAAAUUCCUACAGAAAAAAAACACCUCAAUUCCAUUCCCAAAUGAAACAUAUCCAGAAAUAGAAAAUUUCUUUCCCUUCAACCCACUAGAAUUUGAGAGUUUUGAUGUUCCCGAAGAACACCAGCCUGCAAACUUGCCUCUGACUGGUGUCCCCCUCCUGAUGCUUGAGCAGAAGAAGUCACUUGAAAGGCUUAUAGAACUUCCACCCUCACCCAUGCUGUUGCCUUCCAUGACAUGGGAGUCUGAUCUGCUGGAAUCAGCUUCAAGCCUUCUGUCAGCCAUGGAUGAAAUGCCACCUGAGUGUUAUGACUUCCCUAUUUAA